Molecule: messenger RNA, 1158 nt
Organism: Lutra lutra (Eurasian river otter)
Lineage: Eukaryota; Metazoa; Chordata; Mammalia; Carnivora; Mustelidae
Gene: DNAAF6
Product: dynein axonemal assembly factor 6
Exons: 8
Coding region: 307-969 (220 amino acids)
Biological process (GO): flagellated sperm motility; axonemal dynein complex assembly
Cellular component (GO): cytoplasm
Molecular function (GO): protein-folding chaperone binding; dynein intermediate chain binding
Source: RefSeq, a predicted model, not a curated record
GCCCAGCCAGCGACCUGAAAACUGACCCAGGGGUAUAACAUUGUUCAAACUGAAAAAAAAAUGGCCGGUGCCACUUUCUGCGUGGACAAUAUCCUGUGUGCGAGAAUGUGAACACUGUAGCCUGAGGGUUCCAACCGCCAUUGGUCAGAUCCGUUGAGAAUGGAGAAGCAGUCAGACUAUGCUUGAGGGGGCUAAAGUGUCGUGUGCAAAGACUACUUGUACUUAACCUCAGCGAGGCUGCUACUCACCAACAGUUGAUCAGAGAUUGAGUAUCCUAUGUCGUGGGACUAUACCUGUUAAAAGAACAUGAAUUCUGAAAAUAUGGAAUCUGAAAAUGCAGAAACUGAAAAUAUGGAAACUGAAAAUCUAGAAUAUGAAAAUAUGGAAAUUGAAACCAUUUCUUCAGUUUCAGCUCUGCAAGCCCUCUCUAAGCUACUUUAUCCCGAAGAAGAGGAUGAUUUUGAGACUGGACAGGUGCCAAAUUGUUCAUCUGUCCUUGGAGCCAUGGGUCCUGGGAAUAUUGGACCACCAACAAGAGAAGAGGUCCAAGUCAUCCCUCAAAGCAGUGAUGAAAACGGCGAGGCUAUCUGGAAUCCAGAAGAGGUUCCAGAGGGAGCAGAGCAUGAGGACAUGUGGGAUGUUAGAGAAAUACCAGAGUAUGAGAUAAUAUUCAAACAGCAAGUGGGAACUGAGGAUAUUUUCCUAGGAUUUUCGAGAAAAGACUCUUCAACUGCAUGUUGUGAAGAUCUAGUGGUUAAAAUUAAACUGCCAAAUACAAACCCUUCUGAAAUUAAAAUUGACAUCCAAGAAAUGGUUCUUGACCUCCGUACUCCUGAUAAGAAGCUGUUGAUAACCCUUCCCCAUCCUGUGGAAUGCAACAGUGCCAAGGCCUUCUAUAUUCUGGAGACUGAGACUCUUGAAGUCACCACAACUUUGAAAAGGGAGUUGGAUUUCAUUAAUUUCUUCUAAAACUUCAUGAGUAAGGAGGAAAAGGGGUACAUUGGAGUGAUUAAAAAAAUAAAAGAAAACUUUGGAAAACAUUAGUUAAUGUUUUCUAUCUUCUUUAUUACUCUGACAUAUUUCAGAAAGGGUCUCAAUUCAAUUCAAGUGAGAUCCUGAUCUUUUGACAGUCAUUUCUAUUACUCUGAUGGAAAAUAU